Molecule: messenger RNA, 5163 nt
Organism: Nerophis lumbriciformis (worm pipefish)
Lineage: Eukaryota; Metazoa; Chordata; Actinopteri; Syngnathiformes; Syngnathidae
Source: RefSeq, a predicted model, not a curated record
AUGCCUUUCGCCAAAAGGAUUGUGGAGCCCCCGCUUCUGUGCAGGCACCAGAUCCCCAACGAUGAGGGGAUGCUCUUCGAGGACCUGUGCGCCAUCAGCAACGUGGUUCUGUCCCGGACCUUGCGACAGCUGUCCGACCUGGCCCGGCACGCCUGCUCCUUGUUCCAGGAGCUGGAGAACGACAUCGUCAGCACCAGCCAGCGGGUUUGGGGGCUCCAGAACAAAAUAGGCCAGAUCCAGCAGCACGCCAGUGCCCUGGACCCCAAAAAGGAGGCAGUGCCCGUGUCAAACUUGGAUAUAGAGAGCAAGCUGUCAGCCCACUAUGAGGCCCCAUGGCACCAACAACACAAUGUGUUCCAUCCUUGCACCCGACCGCCAUGUCUGGAGGAGCUACACAAAAAUGCCCAGUUCAGCCUCCGAGCCCUGCACAGAGACGAAAAACAGAAUGAGCGCUCCACGAGUCGGGAGAAGAACAGAGUAACCAUCUCCAUCUCGACGGUGCCCCCAAUACCAACCUUCCCCUCACCGCAUUCUAUUAGGCGGCAACAGAGAAGCCGGUUGGCGCGAGCGCAAGAAAGAGAAGAGCGAGAACGAGAGUUAGACUAUCAACCCAGAAAGGAGAGGAUGGUGAGAGAAACCGAAAUCCAAACCGUUCAGAGAAAACUACAGGAGAGACCAAGCAAAGAAGCAGAUAUUCAGACAGUACAAAGAAAGUUUGAGUGCUUUUACUCACUUCAUCCUAUCGACGGAUGCAUCUUUAUGCCAUGGAAUCGAAAGGCUACCUCAACGGGCAAGGGAGACGAUGAUGAGACGUUAACGGGUCACAUAGCAAAGACUUCAGCAGCUGCGGUACCCUCCACGCAAGAAAAAGAAACCAAAUGGUCAAAGGAAAACACAUCCCACUCUGAUCAGAAGACAACUUCUGAGGAUUCACGUGCCGUCUCCUCAUGUAUCAUCCCCAUCAAUGUCACAGGAGUUGGAUUUGAUAGAGAGGCCAGUGCACGCUGCUCCCUUGUCCAUUCUCAGUCAGUUCUUCAGAGAAGACGGAAGUUGAGGAGGAGGAAAACUAUCACUGGAAUACCCAAACGAGUACAACAGGACAUGGACUCAGAUGAAUCACCAGUAGCAAGAGAGCGGACAGUAAUUGUCCAUGCCAAUCCGCACCAACUCUCGCUGUGUCACGAAGACUUCUCAAUUAGUGGUCGCCUUCACCACACUCGAGACUCUGGCUGCCAAACAGAUGAUUUCCUCAUAGCAUGUACAGCUGCGCCUUCCAGGAGACGCAUUAGAGCUCAACGAGGACAUCAGGGCAUCCCAGCAUCUCUGUCCCACUCAACAGGCAACAUUUCUUCCAUCGGUGACCAGUCCGACUCCACAUACACAAAUACUGCCACUCACACCGGACGAUUGCGAUCUCGUAGUCUUCCACGAGAAGGUGGCCGUCUGAUGGACAGCGAUGAGGAUGACGAUGACAAUUACGAUGAUGAUGAUGACGAUGACGAGGAAUUGUCACCCUACGAAGCGGAGGAUUUUAUUCCUUCUGGCCCAAGUCCGAGGAUGAAAAUGAUGAUGAUGAAGGAUGAAGAGGAGAGCACUGAUGACCAGGCAGCUCCUGAGCCACUGCAACUAGGGAGCCUAAAACGGUUGCAGCGAUCUGGGGAAAGAGAUAGAGGAGGAGGGAGCCCAGAGCAUUGCUGGAUGGAGAGAGGCCGUUCUCGCUUGCCCCGCAAAGCUGACAUGGGCAGCUGUGAGAUCUCUUCAAGUUCUGAUACUUUUAGUAGCCCGAUUCACUCAGUGUCUACAUCUGGAGUACUGAGUAGCCAUGUAGACCACAAGGAAGACCAUCAGUCAUCAAGUGGCAAUUGGAGUGGUUCCAGUUCUACCUGCCCAUCCCAAACCUCUGAAACUAUCCCUCCACCUUCUUCACCACCACUUACAGGCUCAUCGCACUGUGACUCUGAGCUAUCACUCAACACUGUACCCAACACCAUAGAUGAGGGAUUUUCACUGGACCCCGCGUACCAUUCUGAGAUGAGACCUCAAGGACCAGGCCAAAGGUCGAGUUCAUUCACGUCCUCAGCAACAGACCAGCUGGAUGAUGCAGGGGUUAGUACAGCUAGUGAGGGGGAAUGGGCAUAUCCUCCAGAUCAGGACCAUCUUGACGCAGACCAAUACAGUGAACAGACCCAAAAUCUAUGUCCAGCCCAGGACUAUAACUCCAAGCAAGCUCUCGAAGACCAAACAUGUUACAGCGAAAAAAGCAACAACACUGACAAAGACACUGGCUCUCAUUACUUGUCUGAUGCAGAGGGUUACGCAUCUGAGCAAUUAGGGAAAAGUAAUCAGAGUUACAGAGACUACAUAUACAACUAUGCAGACCUAGGAACUUGUUGUGGACAAGCCAACAUCGUGGCAGCACACCCGAUAUCCCAUGGUGUUUACCCCUCAACCUCACCUGACUACAGGACAGGCACUAUGACGCUGGGAAGGCCCUGCCGUCCACUGAGGAAACCCAAACUUAAACCACCGCCGCCUAUGCGAACAUCCUCCCUGAAAGAGGCUAGUAGUAGUGUUGAUGUAGGAACAGACACACAGGCAGAUCAAGACCAACCAAAGAUGGUUAGUGAGCAAGACCUUGCAUUGUCUUCCACGGAUAUCAAGUUGGAACUGGAACUUGGAGGCAUUCCAGAACCGUUAGAGACAUCUUGUCUUGUGGCAGAGCCUAUGGGAACGUGGGUAAUGGGAUUAGGAGAAACUGUUGACAUAGUGGAACCCAUGUCCUUUAGCUCAGCAGACACACACUCAUUUAAGGAUGAAGGAGCUGUGCAAUCUGACUAUGCAGACCUGUGGCUUCACAAUACGGAGUUGAAGUCCAACAAUUGUGAGUACAAAUCCCUAUCUAACUCAAGUACAGCAACAGGCACAACUGUUAUGGAUUGUAUGAAAUCACCAGACAGCUCUUCCUCCUCCACUGACACACAAUCCCAGACUCUUUCCCAGUCUUCUGAGACGAGACCUGCUAGUCCACCUCACCCACCUGGAGACUUCAAACUUGGAUCACCUGAGAAGUUGGCUGGCCUGGCAUCCCCAUCCAGUGGCUAUUCAAGUCAAUCAGAAACACCAACUUCUACUUUGCCCUCAACUUCAGCAGCAUUCUUUCCAGGACCGCUGUCCCCCUCUACCGGCAAAAGAAAGCCUAAAGUGCCCGAGAGAAAAUCUUCUCUUUCAUCCUUGCAACACCUUCCCAGGGAUGUAACUUCUAUUGCCUCUGCUUACAAGAGAGACCCAGACUUCCCACCUCCACCUUCUCAGCUUGAUCUUAAUAUUCUUCAUGGUGGGUAUGUCAGACAUUCACUGUCACAUAGAACACCACACCUGCACACACUUCACCACAGCAAACACAGAUUAGCAAAUGUUAUUCCAAGUGGAACAAAGAUGAUAGUCAAUGACACCAUAAAUACAAAUCCCCCACCAUGUGAAAACUCUGCUGUUUUGAUUCCAAGCUCAAACUUGUUGGCGAUAACGCCAUCAAUUCUCCGUUCAGUCCAGCUUCACUCGGUAAGCAAAUCUAGCAAUGUCAUGACCAGCACAGACCUUGAGUCUACAAGUGGCACAACAACUGUUACCAAACCCAAAUUUCCUCCUAGUGGUGCCACUCUAGCACCUCCCCCAAUCAACACUAGGCCGCUUCCUCCUCGCAGACCGCCCCCUAGACCUCCAACUCAGGACCACACCUCGUCCCCUGAUCAUGCUCAGCCCCCACCACCAGGACGUCACCCCGAUGGGCCUCCAUCUUAUGAAAGCCUAUUACUUAGACAAGAUCGAUACGGGCCUGGAACGUUCUGGUCAAUGACAGCAUUCAGGACCCGUAUAGAUCCAUUUUCAGAACUAUCUGAUGACAGUUCGCCUUUGCAUCGACCAGUGCCACGAGCCCCUCAUCCUUCACCAGUGGAUCUACACACACAUAUCCGCUCACACACAGAGUUUAGAGGGCUCACGCAUUCAGCUCGCGCACACCCAGAGUUUCGGAUUUUGGGGGAACGUUCUUUUUCCCAAGAUGAUGAUGAUGAUGAUGAAGAUGAGGAAGAAGAGGAACAAGUAAAAGAAUCACAGAGGGCCACAUGUCACAGGGUGGGCAUGCGAUCAGAUCACCCUCCCCCUCCAGCCUAUGAUUUUGCCGGAGGAUCCCACCUGGACUCAGGGCCCUGGACUAGUCCAGCCAAAGUGCCUGGUACCACAGUGGAGACAUCGCAUCCUUACCUAAUCAGCGAUGCAAGAAGGGUAAGACAAGUGGUGCAGGAAGAAGAAGAAGAGACAUCAGGUGCUACCAAAAGUGCCCAUCACCUGCUGCCACAUGACAAUAAGGACGACUCCACCACCCCUGAAACAGAAGACUACUUCAGUAAAGAUUCUACACCAACAGACAACUCACUUUCCCCUUUGACGGAUGACCCCAAAUUUGAUGAUGAUAUUACAACAUCCCCCAACAAGUCCAGAACAACCGAGGAUCUGUUUGCCAUGAUACACAGAUCAAAGAGAAAGGUCCUGGGCCGUAAAGAUUCAGGAGACCUAAAUGUGAAGUCUCGUCUUUGCCCCGCAGUACCAGUGAAUCCCAACAGUGUCACCAAUGCCAUUAUGCCACCACCCCCUCCACUCAACACCCCCGUCACCAUAGCCAGUGCUUCUGGCUCACAACGUGUCCCUGUUCCAAUCUACCGCAGCGCAAAGAAAUCCAGUACAUCCAGUGAGGAGUUCAAACUACUGUUGCUUAAGAAAGGAAGCAGAUCUGACUCAAGUUACCGCAUGUCGGCCACAGAAAUUCUGAAGAGCCCUAUAACUCCAAAAACCCAUGGGGAGUCCAUUUUGGAAGGCCCCUUAUGUCAAGCUGAAGAGGCACCCUUAGUGCACCAGGAAUCACCACUUUCUAACUUAGACCCAAUCCAGAUACCAGGCCUCUUUCCCAGGGCCAACUCUGAGAGCUUCACCCCGAAAAUACUGCCUAUGACUGCUGCAUCUCGACAGGGACGUUCUCGGGUCCCACCAGUAGCCAACAGUAGUCGCUAUAGUACUCGUAGCCGCCUCUACACUGCUCCCAUGCAAGCCAUUUCUGAAGGGGAGACAGAGAACUCAGAUGGAAGUCCCCAUGAUGAUAGAUCGUCUUAA